Molecule: messenger RNA, 605 nt
Organism: Aspergillus welwitschiae
Lineage: Eukaryota; Fungi; Ascomycota; Eurotiomycetes; Eurotiales; Aspergillaceae
Exons: 1
Coding region: 151-471 (106 amino acids)
Source: RefSeq, a predicted model, not a curated record
GCAUCGUCAGACUGGAGCAGUAUGAUUCUUACCGAGACCUUUCUACCAGUUACAAAACCAUGCAUUGAGCUCGUUCAAUACAUCAUCAGACCAAAUUAGAGAUGAAAGUUACGUCCUGAUCUUCUAUUCGCUGGCUUUCUAGGCCUGCACAUGCUUUGCGAAACGCUGGUCUGUCGAGGAAAUGAUUUUGAGAGCUUUAUUAACCGAUUUGUGCAGUACGUUGUAGUUCGCCAUGGGGUGUGUACUGUCGCAGUCCAGGGGAGAUGGCAAUUUCUGCAACAAACAGCAUUGAAACCGGUGUUAGAGCUUGGAGAAAGGAUCCCUUCGCCGAAUAAAACCUUGGGCCCGACUUGCCAAGUGCUGUUAGAUCGUAUCCAGGGCCUUGACCUGGAUGAAUCUACCACGAGGGUAUGUCAACAGGCUGUGCAGGCCUCACAAUCCAUUAUGAGUGUGUUGGACGUCCCGCCUUAGGAGCCAACAGUAUCGAUGCUCUCGUUGCAUGGCCAGUGCUUGUUCCUCGCGAAUAUAUUCAAAUGGUUUUGGAGAGAUAGGGAGAAGCUUUGGUUAUCUUGGCGCAUUACAGUGCCCUUGUUGAUACCCACAAG